Molecule: messenger RNA, 1669 nt
Organism: Gloeophyllum trabeum ATCC 11539
Lineage: Eukaryota; Fungi; Basidiomycota; Agaricomycetes; Gloeophyllales; Gloeophyllaceae
Exons: 5
Coding region: 1-1668 (555 amino acids)
Molecular function (GO): protein binding
Source: RefSeq, a predicted model, not a curated record
AUGGCCAGUCUCGUUGGCCUCCCGACCGAGCUGCUCGUCAGGUGCCUGUAUUUCUUGGAGUAUAUCGACCUCCUGGCGUGCCGGGCCGUAAACCGCCUGCUCAACACGGUCAUCAACGAGUCGAGUCUCCUCCAGUACACUAUUGAACUCGCCGCGGCGCACGCGGAGGACAACCCGUACUGCGACCUUCCAGCGUCCGAGAAGCUGCGCCAGCUGAAGGCGCGACAGAACGGGUGGCUCUACUUCAACGUGGCAGAGACCAUCGCCGUGGACGUCAAGCAUCGCCCUUCCGGCAUAUACGACUUCACCGGUGGCGUCUAUCUGCUCGGGGAAGCGCCGCAUUUUGGUGGCCCGAGACCGACGAAGGGCCUGCAGUACAUCCGCCUGCCGUCCUUGGGGGAGGCCAGAGCCAUCAGAGGGGAGCUCCCGUGGCAUGGGAUCGACGUGAAGGAAGAUAUAGUGGACGUGGGGCUGGCCGUACAGGAGCAUGAUUUGAUUGCCGUAGUGACCCAUGCCGCGAUCAUUGGCCCCAAUAGUAGGACCUUCAUCUCGUUCCAGAUCCUGCAAUUCUCGACAGGCAAACCCCAUCCGCUCGCUGCCCAACCCGUCAUUCCCGUGGUGGAAGCGACCACGCUCUUCGGGCACAUCAGCGUCGGCAUCGAGAUCGUCGGUGACCUCCUAGUCCUGCUCUUGACGUUCCCCUUCGCUCUCGAUGCGGAAGACCGCCUGUAUGUCUUCGACUGGAAGACGGGGGACGUGAAACUGACGCACACUGCUCGCGGCAUGACCUACACUUCCUUCACAUUCCUCUCGCCCACGACCAUCGUCCUCCCCAACCUCCAAGCCGCCACCCUCGAGCUCUGCGACCUGACCGACCCCGAUCCCGGCCCGCCACCCCGCCUCAAGAUCCACACCCGCCUGGGCCUCCCGCGGCUGUACUCCACCUGCCGCAUCAUGCGCGUCGGGUGCCGCGGCGAGCCCAACCCCGCGCCCUCCCCCCGGGGCCCGCGCUACCCGCGCGACCCCGCGCCCUUCCACGACGCGCCCGCCGACGCGAUCAUCGUCUUCAACCUGCUCAUCCAGGAACAGCCCCUCCUCCAACAACUCACCUCCGUCUCCUUCGUCGUGCACCGCAGCAGCCUGCUCGCGCGGCUCGCGGCGGGCGCGCAGGUGCCGUGGGCGCGCUGGGGCCCGCGCGCGACGCGCUGGUUCGACUCGGACGACGUGCCGACGCGCUGGAUCACGACGACGUGCGGGCAGCGGUACGUGACGACCGCGGACGAGCUCCCGUCGCGCGUGACGGUGAUGGACUUUGGGAGGCACGCGGUGGGCCGCGCGCUCGCGCGCGCGGUGCCGGUCGAGCUGGAGGACGGGAAGCGCGUGUGGGUGCAUGUGCUGCCGUCGACGCUGCCGGACCAGCUGAACGUGUUUGAGGAGGAGGUCACGUCCGAGCUGCCGUAUGUGGAGACAAUUUCGGAUCUUGAGUUUGAGUACGACGCCGUCCUCAUGGACGAGGAGAGGAUUAUAGGAAUGAAGAUGGACGACGUCAAUGAUAGGGUGGAUCAGAUCGACAUACUCUACAUGUCGAAGGAAGAACAAGCACGUCCGACGUACCGUCUCACCGAAGUGGACUAUUGGAAUAGCUUAGGGAUGGAUGAUGACAUUUAGC